This is a messenger RNA of Rhipicephalus microplus (southern cattle tick), 1549 nucleotides long. Its product is annotated as clathrin light chain. Gene Ontology annotation, biological process: intracellular protein transport; clathrin-dependent endocytosis. Lineage: Eukaryota; Metazoa; Arthropoda; Arachnida; Ixodida; Ixodidae. Gene Ontology annotation, cellular component: clathrin coat of coated pit; plasma membrane; clathrin coat of trans-Golgi network vesicle. The record is from RefSeq and is a predicted model, not a curated record. Gene Ontology annotation, molecular function: structural molecule activity; clathrin heavy chain binding.
GAUAGCCGGCUUCGGUUGACCGACAUCUUGAAGUCGCCACAAGUGACAUUUUUUUACCUGCCGCUGCAAGCUCGCUGCAUUCAGCUUCGUUGGCCUCACCGAACCAUGGCCGACUUUGAUCAAUUCGAAGCGAAUUUCGACAAUCCGCCUGUGACGGAAGAAGACCCGGCAGCGGAAUUCCUGGCGAGGGAACAAAACGUGUUGGCAGGUCUGGAAGAUGACAACUUCGGCGGUGCGCCCGUGGCGCCCCAGGAACCUGUCGUCGACGGCCCCGCCGAUGAUGUUGCAGCUGAAGUUCAGAUGAAUGGGCCUUCUCAGCCACCAACAGUUGUCCCGGAUACAUCGCCGCGACCAACUCCUGUCCGUGAGGAGCCCGAGAAGAUCAAGAAAUGGCGUGAAGAGCAAGCCAAGAGGCUCGAGCAGAAGGAUGCCGAAGAAGAAGAGAAGAAAGCUGAACUCAAAGCAACAGCAAAGAAAGAACUUGAGGAGUGGUAUGCAAGAUAUCACGAACAAAUUGAAAAGGCCAAGUUGGCAAACAGAGAAGUGUCCAAGAACGCUGAAAAAGAGUGGGUACACGAGCGUGACUCGCCCGCACCCAAGGGCCAGGAAUGGGAAGCCAUUGCCAAGCUGUGCGACUUUAAUCCCAAGGCUGCACGCAAUAGCAAGGACGUGUCUCGCAUGCGCUCCAUCAUUUUGCAACUGAAGCAGUCUCCACCACAGACAAACAAGACACCUUGAGGUGUCUAAUUCAUCAGCCUGAUACCCUUCAGUUGUACAGGAGUACUACAUGAAAUGCUAGACUGUGGAUGUGAACUGCUGGUUGAAGCAUCUGAUACUGCCUGCAAUAGAGAUGCUGUUCAAUGUCUUUCCCUUGUUUCUUUUGCAUAAUUUGAAGAACUUAUAGCGACGAACUGUGACUCGGUGUUUUUACCGUUGCUUUUUUUCAUGUAAAUUCAUUUUUCUGUGGUUUAUUGCUGUCUUAUAGUAGAGUAGUAUUUCUUGUGUAUUAUAAUGAGUAGAAAUAUUGGUUUUGUGUUAUCCGCAAGAAGUUGACUUUUGCAAAGGAAAAAUGAAAAGAAAGUUCAGGAAUUCAACAAUAGCAUAACGGAGUCGAGUCUGUGUGGAAAGUGUUGUAUAGAAAAAGCUAUUACCGAGGAAAAAAAAAAAUUUUUGUUCGUGUGCUAUGGAAAGAUGCUUCUCAUCUUUCAGAAAACUGUUAUAUAGUUUAUGAAACAGUUAUAGUUCUGAGAUAGUGAAGAGCCUUUUGAUUUAAUGAUCUUGAGCAUGGUUUUCGGCAACUUAAUUAUUUUUCAACCACUUCCGAAAGUUUUUUUUUGUUCUCAUUUGCAGCUUUGUAAUAAGCUGCUGGGGACUCGGUACAUUGAAGGCUCCUCAGUCUAGUGCGUCCUUGCUUUGCACUGUGCAUUUGAUGUUAAUGUGGAAGCAGCUGUGACCAGUGAUCGCGAGUGAUUCUACUAUUUAUGACUCGGUUCUUAAAUAAACUGAGAACAUUUCUGUUUAAGAAGUGUUUUCAUGUUCAAUGGUGUGA